AUGUCCACCUUCUUAGUUUUUGGCGCGACCGGAGGCACAGGCCGCCACUUCAUCAACCUCGCCCUGGAAGAAGGCCACCGCGUGAAGGCCAUUGUCCGCACACCCUCCAAACUCGCCUCCAUCCGAAACCCCAAUCUCCAGGUCAUUCAAGGCUCCAUCACCGACGACCCUCUCCCGCAUCUGGACGAGUGUGUGCGCGGAUCAGACUAUGUGGUUUCGAUGCUGGGUGAUGCUGGAAUGCAGAUGCGGAGCAAGAUUAACACGGCAUUUGUGAAGAAGCAACUCGUUCCCUCCAUGCGGAAGAACGGCGUCAAGAGGUUCUUGUAUCAGGCGGGUGGAUUGAGCAAGCCGUACAAGGAGUACUUCAGUCCUUACCUCUGGAUGUUGAGACAUACGGUGGGAAAUGCGUACGCUGGCCAACACGCAGACAACGAAGCCGUCAUGAAGUACCUCGCCGAAGACGCCAUGGACAUCGAAUGGAUCGUGCAUCGCGCUGGAAUCGGAUCAGAAGGCUCCCAGGGCACUUUGAGGAGAUCGCCAAAUUCCGAGAGCAAGUACAGUGUCGCCACUUUCCGCGAUUGUGCGGCGUACAACCUCAAGACUGUGCAGGAUAAGGCUGCCGUGCAUACUUCUUGUCACAGCUGCUAUAUUGAGUGA
Messenger RNA from Zasmidium cellare ATCC 36951, 657 nucleotides. RefSeq lists its product as uncharacterized. Bases 1 to 657 code for a protein of 218 amino acids. The record is from RefSeq and is a predicted model, not a curated record. NCBI's taxonomy places the organism in Eukaryota, Fungi, Ascomycota, Dothideomycetes, Mycosphaerellales, Mycosphaerellaceae. The transcript has 2 exons.